CUCCGCCCCCGCAUGUAUGACGAGCACCCACGUUCCAGCGGAAAAAGCAGAGGCUAACCCACCAUCCAGCUCAGCAGCCAAGCGAGGACCAGCCCGACCAGCGCUCCAAGCCCCAGAGGUCAAAGGGUCAUGUGACCAGCUUCAGGGGCUGGAUGGGGGCAGGGGAUGGAGCAGGGCAGCUUUCCCCUUUGUCCCCCCUAGGCCUGGCCUGGAACUCUUUACUGCCUGGGACUGCCUGCUGGGGUUGGAGGGAAGAGCUCCAGCGGCAGGGCACCCCCGCCCCUUUAACCAGCCUAGCAUCCCAGCAGCGGCUUCCCCAGCCGCACCCAGAGCAUCUUCCAGGGGCUUCCAGGCCCCCUGGUCCAGGAGGGGGCUCCCGUCCAGCCACCUCGGGCCUCUUCCUUCUCCUCCUGGGCACCAAGGGAGGCCUGAACCGGAUGCCCUGGAACUGCUGGCUCUGCCCGAAGGCCCCCUCCCGAUGUACCCACAGGACACCCACCCAGCACCCCAAGCUGCCUAGAGAAGCUUUCCAUCUGGGGGUCUCAGGAUCCCCUAGCAAUGAACACAGCCAGGCUGAGGGUGUGUGCAGAGUUGAAUGACCAUCCGAGGGUAGAGGUCUGCAGGCCAAGUGAAGGCUGAGGGCCCUCAGCGGCAUGGACACUGGCCCCCCACCCCACCUGCCCUGGCAUGUCAGGGGGAUCAAGGCUGUGUGUCUGACCCACAGACCCUGGCACCAGGGAGGCACGGGCGGCCCCCACCACCCAGAAGAGCUGCUGCCACCAGCGUCCAGGGCAUGAGGGAGCCCCCUUCCCCAGGCCACCCCGAGGAGAAGGCCGUUCCACCCGGAAACUCGGGCCAUGUGGGGUUCCCAGGAGCUGCUUCCGCUCUGGUUCCUGGUGCUGGCAGUGGGCAGCGCGGAGCACGUCUACCGGCCCGGACGCAGGGUGUGUGUCGUCGGGGCUCCCCAGGGCCCCGUGUCCGAGUCCUUUGUGCAACGUGUAUACCAGCCCUUCCUCACCACCUGCGACGGGUACCGAGCCUGCAGCACCUACCGGACCCUCUACAGGACCGCCUACCGCCGCCACCCCGGGCCAGCCCCUGCCCGGCCUCGCUAUGCCUGCUGCCCCGGCUGGAAGAGGACCGGUGGGGUGCCGGGGGCUUGUGGGGCAGCAAUAUGCCAGCCACCGUGCCAGAAUGGAGGGAGCUGUGUCCAGCCUGGCCGCUGUCACUGCCCUGCAGGGUGGCAGGGGGAUGCCUGCCAGACAGAUGUGGACGAGUGCAGCGCCGGAGGGGGCGGCUGUCCCCAGCGCUGUGUCAACACGGCGGGCAGUUACUGGUGCCAGUGUUGGGAGGGGCACCGGCCAUCUGUGGACGGGGCAGUCUGCCUGCCUGAGAGAGGAGCCCCCAGGGUGACCCCUGACCCUGCGACAGGAGCGGACAGUGAGGUCAAGGAGGAAGUACAGAGGCUCCAGUCGAGGGUGGACGUGCUGGAGGAGAAGCUGCAGCUGGUGCUGGCCCCACUGCACAGCCUGGCCUCCCGCGCCCUGGAGCACGGACUCCCUGACCCUGGCAGCCUCCUGGCCCACUCCCUCCAGCAGCUGGACCGCAUCGACUCUCUGAGUGAGCAGAUCUCUUUCCUGGAGGAGCAGCUGGGCUCCUGUUCCUGCAAGAAGGAGGUGUGACAGGCCCACCUGACCAGUCCUGGCAACCAAGAGCCUGGAGAGGCUCUCCUCACCCCGCCCCGCCCCGCCCCGCCCCGCCUCUGCUGACCAGGGAAGCCCCAGGGCCCCCACCUGGGGCGGGGUGGAGUGAGGCUCGUCCUGUGUGAAUCCAGCCCCAGCCAGCCAGCCCCCUGCACCCCGGCCGACUCUCAGGGCCUGUGGGUCCACGGCCGAGGACGGUACGAGGCACCCUGCCCAGGGCCUGGGGCCGGCACCUCUCACUGGGCAACCCUGUCCUUUGUCAGAAUAAAGCGAGACUUGAA
Capra hircus (goat) is the source of this 1984-nucleotide messenger RNA. RefSeq names its product EGF like domain multiple 7 (gene EGFL7). Gene Ontology annotation, biological process: anatomical structure development. Bases 858 to 1682 code for a protein of 274 amino acids. The transcript is spliced from 9 exons. The record is from RefSeq and is a predicted model, not a curated record. NCBI's taxonomy places the organism in Eukaryota, Metazoa, Chordata, Mammalia, Artiodactyla, Bovidae. Gene Ontology annotation, cellular component: cell surface; extracellular region. Gene Ontology annotation, molecular function: calcium ion binding; signaling receptor binding.